AUGGCUGAUCGUCGAUUUACAAUUCAAGCUGAACCUCGUGGUAUGAAUACUAUGAAAACAGCAGUACCAAUGACUGCUGUACGUGAUGAUAUACAAGCACCACUUACUGGUGUUGGUCCAUCAUCAGCUAAUGCAGCAGCAACAACAACAACAACUGUUCCUGAACGUCGUCCAUCUCAAGCAUUUUUUCGACGAUUAUCAAUGUCUAUGGGUAAUGGUCGAAAAUCAUCAAUGUUUCUUUCACCGAAUCAACCUCGACCAAAUACAUAUCGUAUGGAACCAGAUAAUGAAUAUCGUUUUCGUCCAUAUAAACUUCAAGCUAAAAUACUUGAAGUAUUAGUUGAACAAAUGAAAGAUCAAACAUAUAAUCCCACAACUGUAAACGAACUUGUUAAAAGUGUUUCACGUAGUGUUCAUCAAUUAAUGAAAAAUUUUCAAUUACCACGAUAUAAAAUUGUUAUUCAAACUGUUAUUGUACAAAAAUUUGAUCAAGUUUUACGUAUUGGAUCACGUUGUUUAUGGGAUCAAAAAACAGAUAAUAUGCUAUCAGUUAAUUAUGAAACGAAAGAUAUGAUUGCUGUUGUUACUAUUCAUGCAAUAUAUUUUGAGUAAAUUAUAGACACUUGAUUUUACUUAUAUGACAAUUCAAUGAAAGAUAUUUCUAUAAGAUCAUUUUGAUCUAAUCAAAGUUUAGGCAUCUUGUGCCAUGUUUUAUGAACAUAUGCAUAUUGAGCUUAAAUUUAUUUUUAAUAAAAAAAAACAAAAAAAAGAAAUUUUUUUCUUCAAAUAAAUUCUAAGCGGAAAUGAUUGAAGACAAUUGGAAAACUAUAAGAAUGUAUGAUAAAACGUUUCAUACCUCUCGACUAAUGAGAUGAAUAUAUGCAAUAAAUUGAAGGCAUGUACUAUGAAAUGAAAAAAAAACAUGCAUAUCGAAGUAUGCUGUAUAAAUACACGUAAUAUUCUAUUUUAAUAUAUUUUAUGAAACUCUUUAUGACUUUUACAUUAAAGUGUUGCAGUGUGAAAAGUUUUAUAAUUUUUCUAUUGAGAAAGCAAUAUUAUGAAAUAAUUAAGUACAACAAAACAAUGAUGUUGUGAAAUAAUUAUUCAAUACAAUGAGUCAAAACAUUUAAACAUUGACUAGGAGAUAUAAAUACCAGUCAGCUAACUCAUGACCGACUUGACAAAAAAAAAAUAAAUUCUAGAAGUUUAGAAAACUUUGACUGUUACGAUUGUUUUUUAUUUAAGAAUGUCUUUGUCUAGUUUUUACCUACGUAUUUCUGUUUCCUAUUUCAAAAGUUUUUGAAAUUAGACAAAAAACUACAGUGGGCGUCAUAAGUGGUCGUCCCACUUUUGUAUUUUGAGUCGUCCAUUUGAACUAAACAAUGUUGAUUUAAUUUGAUUAUAUAUUCUUGUAGCGGAGAUCGAGUACUAUCUGUAUACACCUGUUCCAUACGAAAAACUCUCGGAAUAUAAAAUAAAAUAGGCAAAACCCAGUCAGACAAAAAUUUUGAAAAACGCGUUUAAACGCACAAUCGGGAACCCG
Molecule: messenger RNA, 1543 nt
Organism: Rotaria sp. Silwood2
Lineage: Eukaryota; Metazoa; Rotifera; Eurotatoria; Philodinida; Philodinidae
Source: the annotation of a GenBank genome assembly